Oncorhynchus nerka (sockeye salmon) is the source of this 1307-nucleotide messenger RNA. RefSeq lists its product as uncharacterized. The transcript is spliced from 2 exons. Lineage: Eukaryota; Metazoa; Chordata; Actinopteri; Salmoniformes; Salmonidae. The coding region runs from base 104 to 1015 and encodes 303 amino acids. The record is from RefSeq and is a predicted model, not a curated record.
CUCUCUACUUCACUCUGUUCUCUCUACUUCACUCUGUUUUCUCUUCCUGUUCUCUCUACUUCAAUCUGUUCUCUCUACUUCAAUCUGUUCUCUCUACUUCACUAUGUUCUCUCUACUUCACUCUGUUCUCUCUACUUCACUCUGUUCUCUCUACUUCACUCUGUUCUCUCUACUUCACUCUGUUUUCUCUUCCUGUUCUCUCUACUUCAAUCUGUUCUCUCUACUUCACUCUGUUUUCUCUCCCUGUUUUCUCUACUUCACCCUGUUUUCUCUACUUCACUCUGUUCUCUCUACUUCACCCUGUUUUCUCUACUUCACUCUGUUCUCUCUCCCUGUUCUCUCUACUUCACUCUGUUCUCUCUCCCUAUUCUCUCUACUUCACUCUGUUCUCUCUACUUCACUCUGCUCUCUCUCCCUGUUCUCUCUACUUUACCCUGUUCUCUCUACUUCACUCUGUUCUCUCUACUUCACUCUGUUCUCUCUACUUCACUCUGUUCUCUCUACUUCACUCUGUUCUCUCUCCCUAUUCUCUCUACUUCACUCUGUUCUCUCUACUUCACUCUGUUCUCUCUCCCUGUUCUCUCUACUUCACUCUGUUCUCUCUCCCUAUUCUCUCUACUUCACUCUGUUCUCUCUACUUCACUCUGCUCUCUCUCCCUGUUCUCUCUACUUUACCCUGUUUUCUCUACUUCACUCUGUUCUCUCUACUUCACUCUGUUCUCUCUACUUCACUCUGUUUUCUCUACUUCACUCUGUUUUCUCUUCCUGUUCUCUCUACUUCACUCUGUUCUCUCUACUUCACUCCUGUUCUCUCUCCCUGUUCUCUCUCCCUGUUCUCUCUACUUCACUCUGUUCUCUCUACUUCACCCUGUUCUCUCUACUUCACUCUGUUCUCUCUACUUUACCCUGUUCUCUCUACUUCACUCUGUUCUCUCUCCUCUCGGUUGACUCUUUUCUCUCUGUUCUCUCCUCUAUCAGGAGUACCAGAACUAUGGUUGGUGGAUCGGGGAGAUGAAGGGGUCUGUUGGCAUCGUUCCUAAAGAGUACCUCAUGGAGUUGUACGCCAUUUAAAGGCCUGAGUAGUGUUUUUGUGUUCUGUUUCAGGGCAUCUAAAUCCAAUCAUCUUCCAUGUGAGAUGCAUGGAAACAGACCAUAUCUGAAGAGGACACUGAACUAAGCAGCAAAGCCAACUGUCUGUAGCAAAAUGAAAAAUAUCAGAUGCAUGUCGUGUCCAUCUUGAUCUCGCUAAGCGCUUUAAGGAGUUGUCUCGGCAGAUUGAGUUCAGUAAACUGCUUUGGUUUCAUUUA